UGACGGGAGGAGAGCGAGCGGGGCUCGGAUGCGCGUGCGCAUUGGCAUUCCGGUGCCCAAUGUUGAGCCUGUGGGGUCGGAGACCUCGGGCAUUACUAGGUCCCCGUUUGUGUGUAGUUGACUGGACGCCCCCUGGAGUCUUCCCGGGCCGCGGAGGGGGCGGCUGGCGCUCCGAGGACCCCGUGACUUCUCUACCUUCUUUCUGUCAGGCAGCGCUGGAGGCAGGCGGGCUGCGCGCGCAGCCGCCGUCGUGAGGGCCCGGGCAGGACCCCGGCGCUGCUGAGGCGGCCGGAGACUGAGCGGGAGCCGAAGCUCGAGUGGGAGGCGUUGUCGUUGUCGUUGUCGUCGUCGUCCGGGCGGGGGCGCGGCUAUGUGGUGGGGCGAGGGGCCCGGAGAGUGGCAGACGCUGGCCUGGGAGCUGUUGGGCGCGUCGGCUGUAGUGCUGCUGGUCCGCUGUCUGGUUCGCCUCCGGGAGCAGUGGCCCAGAGCCAGCCGCCACGGCGUCGGCCCAGAUCGCGGCAGCGUCUGCCUGAGCUCCGGUCCGGGCCCCGACCCCAGCUCCGAGCCCAGCCCUAGUCCGGACCCCGGCCCGGCUCCCGGCCCAGACCCCGGGCCUGCAUCCCCGGCCCCGAGAGGCCUCCGCUCAGGUAAACUAUCAAUGGAUGUUAUUUUGGCCAGAUUGAAAAAUCUGAAUCCAGAUGAUCUUAGAGAAGAAAUUUUCAAAGCUGGACUCAAAUAUGGACCUAUUACAUCGACAACAAGAUUCAUUUUUGAAAAAAAACUGGCUCAAGCUUUGUUGGAACGACAAGGAGGAGUUGAAGAAGUUUUUUUCUCCCCUCCAGAUCAGGCUUCGAAAAAUGUUGCUAUUAAUCAAACAGAAACAAAACAGACUUUGAAAUCUACUGUGGUAAACCUGGCAAAGCAUAGCAGCUUACCUGAAGACAAAGAUUUUGGUUAUAACUUGGGUUUGAAUCCUCCAGAAGAGGAUGCUUUAAUUCAUAAGGCCUGCUCUAUGCCACUUGGUGGUAUGGCUGACAGUGACUCACAAAAAGAUGUAUCGGUGCCAUCCAAAGAUCCUCUUCUAUACUAUGGAGUAUGUCCAGUUUAUGAUGAUGUCCUAGCAAGAAAUGAAAGGAUUCAUGUUUAUGAGGACAAGAAGGAAGCUUUGCAAGCUGUCAAAAUGCUCAAAGGGGCCCGAUUUAAAGCUUUCUCAAACAGAGAAGAUGCUGAGAAGUUUGCUAAGGGAAUCUGUGAUUAUUUUCCAUCUCCAAGCAAAACUUGCUUUCCUCUCUCUCCAGUGAAAAUGGUACCAUUUUUUAAUCAAGAUAGUUUAGGCUCACCUGAGCCAGAGUCAGUUAACAAGGAGCGAGCAAACAGUUUUAAAAGCCCUCGUACGCAAGACCUGACUGCCAGACUUCGGAAAGCUGUGGAGAAGGGAGAUGAAGCUAUGUUUUCAGAACUUAUCUGGAAUAACCCACGCUACCUGAUUGGUUCGGGGGACAACCCAACAGUAGUACAGGAAGGAUGUAGGUACAAUGUCAUGCAUGUGGCCACCAAAGAGAAUCAGGCUCGUAUCUGCCAAUUGAUUUUAGACACUUUGGAAAAUCCUGAAUUUAUGCGACUUAUGUAUCCGGAUGAUGAUGAGGUCAUGUUGCAGAACCGUAUUCGAUAUAUUGUUGACCUUUAUCUUAACAACCCUGAUAAAAUGGCAAAUGAUACUCCUUUGCAUUUUGCUUGCAAAUUUGGGAAUGCAGAUGUGGUCAAUGUACUUUCUUCACACCCUGGUGUUAUAAAAAAUCCGAGAAACAAAUAUUUACAAACUCCUGAAGAUGUAAUUUGUGAAAGAAGUAAAAAUAAAUCUGCAGAAUUGAAGGAGCGAAUUAGAGAAUAUUUAAAAGGUCAUUAUUAUGUGCCACUCCUAAGGGCAGAAGACAAUUCCUCUCCUGUGAUUGGUGACAUAUGGACUCCAGAUAAAGCAGAUGGGCGCCCUCAUAUAGCAACACCCCGAUUUGGGAGUAGCCCUAAAGAUCCUGUUCUGAGUGUGAGAGCUUUUGCGGGGCCCUUAAGCCCAUCCAAAGCGGAAGACUUUCGUAGACUUUGGAAAACUCCCCCUCGAGAGAGAGCUGAUUUCUUUAAUAAUGUCAGAAAAUCCGAUCCUGAAAGAGGUGUUGAAAGAGUGGGGAGGGAGUUAGCCCAUGAGCUGGGAUUUCCAUGGGUUGAGUACUGGGAAUUUUUGGACUCCUUUGUUGACCUUUCUUCCCAAGAGGGCCUACAAAAACUAGAAGAAUACCUUAGUCAACUUGAAAUGAGCAAAAAAGGCCUCCAAGAAACAGGAGAAAAUGAGACUUACAACAAACCUAAAAUUUAUAAUACUUCUGGUAGGAGUAAAAAAUGCAGCAACUCCAUCUCUGUGGGAGCAUUUCUGGAUGAAGAAGAUGACAUGAGCCUAGAAGAAAUUAAAAACAGACAGAAUGCAGCCAGGAAUAGUUGCCAACCACAUGUUUCCCAAGAGCCUGCCAUUGGUGCUUUUGGAGACUCACCAUGUGAUAUACUCUCCAUGGAACACACAGCAAAAGUAAUAGAUACAUCACACCUACCUGGCCGACACUAUGAGAAGGGAAGUUCUUCCAACAGAAAUGGGUUUUGUAGUCCUGUCAGUAAAGAUAGGAUCCUCAGUAGGGAAAAGCGGAAGUCACAGAGCGGGGAGGAGUGCUUGCUUUCACCUGUCUGCAAUUUAAUGACAGAAUUUGACAAACUAACAUUGCAAGACCAAGGAAAUAGGUUUUUUGAGAAAACAAACCAAGUUAUGGCAAAAACUGAUGAUGAGAGAAUUCUGACUUCAGGAUUGAAUCAAGUCAAAAUUUCUAGAGACCAGGUAGAUCAGAUCUAUGCAAAUCAAAUAAAGGCAAACUGUUUGUUGGAAGAAGAUGCUACUACUGCGGGCAAGUCUGGAAAUGGCAAAAGGAGGACAGUAAAAGGAGUGUCACCUCAAAUCGAUAGAUUGUUCUUGGAUUCCAGUGCUCCAGAUGGGGACUCCCAGCAGGUUCAGAUGCAGCCAGGCUCUUCCCUCCUCUCAUCAGAGUCUCCUCCAAGGUGGUUUUCCAAGAUUCCACAUCCAAAUGAAAGAGCCAAGAGAUUCUUUCUUCAAGGAGAAAAACCAACCAAACUGGACCGGGAUGUUUUAGCAGCUAUAGAGCGUGUUGACAUUGAUCCUCAGAAAUACCCCGCUAUCAACAAAUGGAAGAAUAUUGUUCAAUCCUUUUCUGCUUUAGAAAGGCAAAGCUGGCCAAGCCCUGCACUGAAAGAAAAACUCAGAUCCCAGUGUUCAACUUUGGGUUCUCCAAGAAGUUCUGUGUGUUCCAGCCCUGGAAAAUAUGGCAAUUCUUCAUGUUCGCCUAGUUUGGGGAGCCCUGGUCGGUACAGCCCCGCAUAUGCAAACUUGGUAUUAAAGUUAGGUCACCCUCCAGAGCCGCCUGCCCUGUAGAAGAGACUUUUCUGCUGGGGACCCCAUUUAAUUUUUCUUUUAUUAUCUUUGUUUUUUAAAAAGUGGGGAGGCACAUGAAAGAAAGUUUUAUUGAAAUAACACAAAAGAAUGUAUUCUGAUUAUUUAUUAAUCCUCAUUUACAGAGGACAAAUGUACAAUUUUUUUAAAAAAUGCAAAUAUAUAUUGUUUAUUUUCCCAGUUAGAGUACUGUUGAUUUGUGAGUUAACAAAGUGUUAACUCAGAGAAAAGUUUUUAAAUAAUCCUUUAUGGUAAAGCAGUGACAAAUUCAGACUAUCUUAAUUAGCAAUUCUUAAUAAAAAUGAGGAUCUUUAUAAUAGAACAAAAUGAUAAUCCAUUUUAUCUGGUGGACACUUUUAUAUAAGCACCGUGACAAAGAACAGCUAAAUAUCUAAGCAGGUGACUGAAUGUCAGGGAGUCCAGUGCACUAAGUGAGAGUUAGCAGUCCUCUAACUCCUCAACUUCGUUAGGUUUUUUUUUUUUUUUACCCUUUUUUGUUCAUUAAAAGAAAAGGUUUGGGUAACUUUUGGCUUUGAAUUUUUAUUACAUGAUGAGAGAGAAACACCUCUCUGGCUAACACCACUCUUAAGACAUUAAAUGAAAACCAUUAUAAUUCUCUUAUAAACAUCAGUGUCUGAGAUGCUGAUAAUUUUGGUUCAGGGGAGCUUUAAAAAAAUUGACUAGAAGAUAAAAACCGGGCUUUUUCCCUGUGAAAACUAAUGGAAGUAGUCAUACCAAGAACCCUAGCAAUAAAUUACCACCCUUCUUAACCAGCAGGGGUUUCGUAUUCCAACUUAAUGUGACCCCUUCUUUGGGCUAAAGAAAUCCCCCAACCAAUUUCUUUGCUGGGAAGCCGACUCAGAAGAUUGCAGUGGCAGACAUCUCCUGUGCCUUAGCCUUGGGAAGGAGGCCACUGGCUCGUUUGGCAGAAGUGUGUGCACUGCCAUGUUACAGGAGGGCAGGAGCUUCACCCUUCUCUCUUGGCUUAGCCCUCAAGUGAGUACAAAGAGUAUUAGUAGAAAUCUCUAGUUUUAGAAGCAGCAAAACGUAACUGAAGCUCUAAUAUAGCUUCUGAGGACUGCUGCUCUUUCUCCAACUGAGGCUCCUCAUGCAAACUGUACCCUCUUCUGAAUACAAUGGAGGUUGCACAUGACCUCCAGAAUUGCUCUUCAUGUUUUUGUGAACUUAAUAGUGCCUUUUGUUUAAAAAAACACACACACACACAAUAAUUUUUUGAUCUUUUUUUAAAAGUAUAAGCUGACAUCUUAAGUUUGAGCACUUAAGAUGUUUAUUUCCUUUAUAGAAGUUUUCAAUUGAAAUAUAUAUAUAUGAGAGGCUGUUACUUCUGCAUGACGACUAGAGAAGGAGCUGAGUUUUGUAAUCAGGCUGUAGAUUUUGAAAUUGUAAAGAUUACAGUUAUUGUUUAAUUCAUUGUGUUUAAGAUAAUCUGGGAAGUAAGUAGGUGGAAGUCAUGUGUCCUCUUAAGAAGAGAGCAUCAUUCUAAAUAGGAACAAAAUACUGUUACUGAAUUCACAGUGAAGGGAGAUUUCUCUACCCUGACUACCUGUUAAACACUAGCCAGUAUACUAAGGUGUUUGUAUUAUUAACUUUUCUUUUAUACAUAAAAAUGGAAAUAAAAGUUACAGUGUCUAUUUUUUCUUGGUCACAGUGUUUUUCAGAUGAUUUUUCCUAGAUUCAAUAUGGUCUUCUCUCACAUGUUUAUACUAUGUUCUUUACUGAUGUAAAAAAAAAAAAAAAGUUGCUGCAUAGCAAGUUGGCACAUUGAUUCAUCAGGUGUCCUAAGUUAGACCACUUUUUAUAUCAUAAUGCUUUGUACCACCUAAUGAAAUAAAUUAUUUUUAGCUCAUGAUAUUCUUAAU
Molecule: messenger RNA, 5382 nt
Organism: Sarcophilus harrisii (Tasmanian devil)
Lineage: Eukaryota; Metazoa; Chordata; Mammalia; Dasyuromorphia; Dasyuridae
Gene: ANKLE2
Product: ankyrin repeat and LEM domain containing 2
Exons: 13
Coding region: 371-3484 (1037 amino acids)
Biological process (GO): negative regulation of phosphorylation
Cellular component (GO): endoplasmic reticulum
Molecular function (GO): protein phosphatase 2A binding
Source: RefSeq, a predicted model, not a curated record